Saccostrea cuccullata (small rock oyster) is the source of this 942-nucleotide messenger RNA. RefSeq lists its product as uncharacterized. NCBI's taxonomy places the organism in Eukaryota, Metazoa, Mollusca, Bivalvia, Ostreida, Ostreidae. Gene Ontology annotation, molecular function: zinc ion binding. The transcript is spliced from 7 exons. Bases 1 to 942 code for a protein of 313 amino acids. The record is from RefSeq and is a predicted model, not a curated record.
AUGGCGUCGCGGUCAUAUUUGACAUGGAGCGUUCCUAAAUUGAGGGCUGAAUUGGCAACAAAAGGUGCAAGUGUUGGCGGGAGAAAAACAGAACUUAUUGAAAGAUUGAAAGCAUAUGACAGAAACAGAGAUUUUCAACCCCCUCCGCUAGAAAGUGUCCCUACCCCUGUAUCUGUGGGCUGGCCAGUGUCUGGCUACCAACAGCUCCAGAAAGAACAUAAAGUUUUCCUGCCAAAAAUAACUACGGAGCAGAUAAACCAAUAUUUUGUUUACAGAAUAGCAGGUGAUAAGCAGUUUACGAAAGACAUUAAGGCAGUGUCCAAGGGUUCUGCAAUGUUCCAAGGGAAUAGAGUGCAGGCAUGCUCUGUUGUUGUGAAAGAAAAUGACAUCUACUUUACGGGGAUUGUUGGUGCUGCGAUGAAAAAUAAGGUUUCUUAUAACUAUAAACUGAAAAUGGACAAAAGGACAGGAGAUGCCAUAAAUAGUGACUGCGAGUGUCCGGCAGGAAAAGGACCCCAUGGGACCUGUAAGCACCUAGCUGCUGUCAUGCUCAUGCUGCAGCAUUUUACAGAGACAGGGAAUGUUGCUGUUGAUAAAAGUUGUACUGAAAAUCUGCAGCUUUUCCACAAACCAAAGGCAACUUACCAUGGUGUCCCAGUGGAGGCAGAAAGUAUUCCAUCAAAGAGAAAACUGUCUGACGAAUCUUUGGAGGAUCCACGGCCAGCAAAAUUCAGAAAAAUGCCAGGUUACCAAGAUUAUGUUCAGAGUCAGCUUAUCAAUUACUGCUCUAUGACAUCACAAGAUAUUGCACUCAGAUAUCUCUUUAAAAAGGCCGAUAUACAGGUUGAAGCUGUUGAUCAUCAUUAUACUAGUAUACCUAUUACAGAGUACUGGGUGGAUGAAGCAAACAAGUAUGAUAAUCUGCUAAACUCUGAAAGAUGA